CCCUACAGCCUGCCUCUGACAAGAACCCAAUGCCCAACCCUAGGCCAGCCAAGCCCGUGGCUCCUUCCUUGGCCCUUGGCCCAUCCCCAGGAGUCUUGCCAAACUGGAAGACAGUACCCAAGGGCUCAGAACUUCCAGGGACUAGGGGUCCUGGGGGAACCUUCCAAGGCCGGGACCUGAGAGGUGGGGCCCACACGUCGUCUUCCUCCUUGAACCCCCUACCACCAUCACAGCUGCAGCUGCCUACUGUGCCCCUAGUCAUGGUGGCACCCUCUGGGACCCGACUGGGACCCUCGCCUCACUUGCAGGCACUUCUCCAGGACAGACCACAUUUCAUGCAUCAGCUCUCCACUGUGGAUGCCCAUGCCCAGACCCCUGUGCUACAAGUGCGCCCACUGGAUAACCCAGCCAUGAUCAGUCUCCCACCACCGUCUGCUGCCACUGGAGUCUUCUCCCUCAAGGCCCGGCCUGGCUUGCCACCUGAGAUCAACGUGGCGAGUCUGGAAUGGGUGUCCAGGGAGCCAGCUCUACUCUGUACCUUUCCACGCUUGGGUACACCCAGGAAAGAGAACAACCUUUUGGCUGCACCACAAGGAUCCUACCCACUGCUGGCAAAUGGAGUGUGCAAGUGGCCUGGCUGUGAGAAGGUCUUUGAGGAGCCAGAAGAGUUUCUCAAGCAUUGCCAAGCAGACCACCUCCUGGAUGAGAAGGGCAAAGCGCAGUGCCUCCUCCAGAGGGAAGUGGUGCAGUCUCUGGAGCAGCAGCUGGAGCUGGAAAAGGAAAAGCUGGGUGCUAUGCAAGCCCACCUGGCCGGGAAGAUGGCAAUGGCAAAGGCCCCAUCGAUGGCCUCAAUGGACAAGAGUUCUUGCUGCAUUGUAGCCACCAGCACCCAGGGCAGUGUUCUUCCUGCCUGGUCUGCUCCCCGGGAGCCUCCAGACAGCCUGUUUGCAGUGCGGAGGCAUCUCUGGGGAAGCCAUGGAAACAGCACCUUUCCAGAGUUCUUCCACAACAUGGACUAUUUCAAGUUCCACAACAUGCGGCCCCCUUUCACAUAUGCCACCCUCAUCCGAUGGGCCAUCCUGGAAGCUCCAGAGAAGCAGAGGACACUCAAUGAAAUCUACCAUUGGUUUACGCGCAUGUUCGCCUACUUCCGAAACCACCCUGCCACCUGGAAGAAUGCCAUCCGCCACAACCUGAGCCUACACAAGUGCUUCGUGCGAGUAGAAAGCGAGAAGGGAGCGGUGUGGACCGUAGAUGAAUUUGAAUUUCGCAAGAAGAGGAGCCAACGCCCCAGCAAGUGCUCCAACCCCUGCCCUUGACCUCAAACCCC
Acomys russatus (golden spiny mouse) is the source of this 1330-nucleotide messenger RNA. RefSeq names its product forkhead box P3 (gene Foxp3). Bases 30 to 1319 code for a protein of 429 amino acids. Gene Ontology annotation, biological process: regulation of transcription by RNA polymerase II. Gene Ontology annotation, molecular function: DNA-binding transcription repressor activity, RNA polymerase II-specific; RNA polymerase II cis-regulatory region sequence-specific DNA binding. The transcript is spliced from 11 exons. The record is from RefSeq and is a predicted model, not a curated record. Lineage: Eukaryota; Metazoa; Chordata; Mammalia; Rodentia; Muridae. Gene Ontology annotation, cellular component: nucleus.